CCCGAGUCAACGUCAGGGCCAUUGCAAUUUGCAAGCGUUAGUUUUACGCACCAUCAUCAUGUGUACGUAUCUUUCAUCAAAGCAAAAUGGUAUAUAUAAUAAGAAAGCGUAGGCACACUGUGCUUCUCACCUCUCCUUUUACAAUCCGAAUCUUCCCCCUUUUUUUUCUUCUCUCAUUUGCCUCUGCUUUCUUUUCCUGGCCUCAGAAAAAGGAAGAGAAUAUUAUUAACUUUGAUUUUCUUUUUUGUUAAUCGGUUUCAUUCCCAAUUGCCCAUUUGUUUAUCUUUCUUCUGCAUGCCUCAUUUGCCCAUAUCUCUUCGCCUUCUCUAAAUCUGUUCUCCUUAUUGUUGAUCGACUCUCUCUUGUUCUCACGACUUUCGUGGCUGCAAUGUCUUUCAGAGGGCUUAGCCGGCCAAAUGCUUCGUGUGCCAUGGGAGUUUCUGAUGACAGCAAGAAAACUUUCAUGGAACUGCAGAGGAAGAAGGUUCACCGCUAUGUGAUAUUCAAGGUUGAUGAGAAGAAGAGGGAGGUUGUGGUUGAAAAGAUUGGCGGCCCAGCUGAGAGCUAUGAUGAUUUUGUGGCAGCUUUGCCUGAAAAUGAUUGCAGAUAUGCAGUUUAUGACUUUGAUUUUGUGACUUCUGAGAACUGUCAAAAGAGCAAGAUCUUCUUCAUUGCAUGGUCCCCUUCAACCUCUCGAAUCCGUGCGAAGAUGCUGUAUGCAACAUCUAAAGACAGGUUUCGGCGUGAGCUGGAUGGUAUUCACUAUGAGAUUCAGGCUACUGACCCAUCAGAGAUGGAUCUGGAGGUGCUCAGAGACCGUGCACACUGAACAGUCUCUGCAGCACUAAAACAUGUCUUCCUUGGUCGGUCAAAAAUCUCUGGGGUUCUGUAAGUUUGUUAUGCUGGCUUCAUUAUGUGCAGAACCCAUUACUGGCACAAGACUCACUGUAUUACUGUUCCUUGAAUAAAUUGGCGUAUCAGCUGGCUUGUAUGAAAAGUAUGGUCUGAUGUUAUCUGCUUGCUGCAGAAUUCAGUUACCUUGAGGUAAGCUUACUUCCUAGAGGAAAAUGAACUUGUCAUUAGGUGAUGUAAACCCUGAAAAUUGUUGUUAUAUAAAUUUGGUUGGCUUCUUAUGGUUUUUUAUCUUUGGGGAAAAA
This is a messenger RNA of Prunus mume (Japanese apricot), 1157 nucleotides long. It is a transcript of the gene ADF6, whose product is annotated as actin depolymerizing factor 6. Gene Ontology annotation, biological process: actin filament depolymerization. Lineage: Eukaryota; Viridiplantae; Streptophyta; Magnoliopsida; Rosales; Rosaceae. Gene Ontology annotation, cellular component: actin cytoskeleton. Gene Ontology annotation, molecular function: actin binding. The record is from RefSeq and is a predicted model, not a curated record.